UUGUAAGAGUGGUGAGAAGUCACUGGGUUACAACAGUAAGAAGAAGUUAGACACUGCAUCUGGCACUCUGGUCCUAGUGCUAGUACAGUGUAACAGUUAGCUGAGUCCUGAGUCCAGCUACACCAGGUAGUGUGACCAUGGGCGUGUUAACUGUGAUCAUACUGCCCGUCCUGCUGAUUGUGGUGGCUGCAGAAAAUGAGCUCCAGGUCUCAGAAGCUGACCAGGGGGCAGUCAUAACCGUUCCUGUGGACUGGACACUGACACAGUACCUUUAUGAAGGAUGCAGGUACCAUGUGGAGUUUGAACGGAGGGACCUGAGCACAGAGAAGUGUCAAGAACAGACAAUUGAAGAGUCAUCCCUGUCUCACAUCCACGACACCAUCAAGGCACUGCUGGAGGAAAACAAGCCCGAGAACAAAGAGAUUACAUCUGAGAUGGACCCCGAGCAGCUGUAUGAGGUACUGCAGCAGCAGCAGGACAGGAUCCAGGAGCAGGAGAACAUCAUCACCACCCUGCAGGAACGCAUCAACAGUGACAUGCCCCAGGACCCAGCUUCUCUUGACCUGCCACCAGCACGACGUUGCCCAGACAACUACACAGAGACAUUCAACGGCAAGUGCUACAGGUUCUCCACAGUCAGGGAAACCUUCAACUCAGCACAAGAAAUCUGUGGAUAUGACGGAGGACGACUGGCAACCAUCGAAGAAUCGGAAACCAACGACUUUAUUCUGCAGAAAAUCAGGGACGAGUUAGCAUUGGACUCCGUCUGGAUUGGCCUCAAUGACAGGCAGGAAGAAGGAAACUAUGUUUGGAGUGAUGGAAUGGAAGCUUCCACAGGCUACACAGACUGGUUCCCACACCAGCCUGAUAACUACCGUGGUCCUGGUGAGGACUGUGUGGAGAUCAGUCCCUCUGGGUGGAACGAUCGCAACUGUGCAGAAAAGUUACGCUUUGUAUGUGAAAGAGAGACCAUACAGACUAGAAGCUGGGGAAUGACCAUACAUAAUUGUCCCAAUAACUAUAUGAAAUUCAACAAAAAGUGCUACAAGCUGUCUACAGAACAUAAAAACUUCAGAGAGGCUCAGAACAUUUGUGAAAAGGAAGAAGGACAUCUGGCAACCAUCCCUGGCAAAUUCACCAAUGGUUAUAUCCUGGGCAAAAUCAGUUUUGUUGGAGGUGGAGAGCGCCACUGGAUUGGUCUGAAUGACAUGGAAAAUGAGGGAAGAUUUGUGUGGAGUGAUGGCAGCACACAAUCUUACAAUGAAUGGAAGCCUGGAGAACCUAACAAUGUCCUUGAACCUCAUGGAGAGGACUGUGUGCAUAUUGCCCGGCGCAUGGGAUACAAGUGGAAUGAUAUGAGAUGUGACGUCAAAGCACACUUUGUGUGUGAGAAAGAAGAAAUGGUGAACCUUGAGGACACAGUCACACAGUUGGAACAAGCGCUUCAGGAAAAGGACAACACCAUUCAGCAGUUGUCCCAAGAAGGGCAAUACAAAGAGCAAGAGCUGCGAAACCUGACUGAAGUCAACCAACAGCUGCUGCAGCAACUGGAACUGAAGGAAGAAGAGAUCCAAGAGAAAAGUAGCAUCAUAGACCAAUGUAGCAGUCAGGUACAAGAAAUGGAAGCAUUGCAAGCGUCACUGCAGACCCAGCUGCAUGAGCUGGCUGAGACACGCCAACAUCGUUUUGGAGGAACUGCGUGAGAUGGCUGCCACUCAUGAAGGUCUUUUGGAGGAACUGCAUCACAAGGCUGAGCUCAUCAAUCAACAAAACCAACAACUACUAGAGCUGCAGCCAGUGGUACAACAGCUGGAGCAGAAGGAACGUGAGCUGGAGGACAUGCUGAUUGAACUGGAGAGAGCCCAGGCCUAUCUCCACACCAACGAACAACUCUCACAGCAACUGCAACAACAGGAAGAAGACUUGCUAAACAAGACUGACAUCAUUCGAGAACUUGCAUGGCACCUUGUUGAACUUCUGCAUGAUACCCAGGCCAUAGACCUUCAGGCUGAACGUCAGUGGGAGGAGCAGACACUUGAUAUCGGCCUUCAAGACCAGCCCACGACAACUGAUCAAAGCACCCCCCAACUAAUCCAAGGGACCUGUGGAGGGAGGUACGACACUGCCCCGGGAACAAUCCAAAGUCCAGG
Branchiostoma belcheri (Belcher's lancelet) is the source of this 2150-nucleotide messenger RNA. RefSeq names its product macrophage mannose receptor 1-like. The transcript is spliced from 12 exons. Lineage: Eukaryota; Metazoa; Chordata; Leptocardii; Amphioxiformes; Branchiostomatidae. The coding region runs from base 138 to 1703 and encodes 521 amino acids. The record is from RefSeq and is a predicted model, not a curated record.